GCAUAAUAUUUGGAACCUUCUCUUCGUCAUCCAACUUUUCUUUACUCUUUCGCAUCGACACAACAACCAUGUCUCGACCCGGGCCGUCGUCGGCAAGGAAUUUGACCUUAACAGAGGAAUUGGAGAAGCUGGAACAGUCAAUUACCCUCACGCUACAAGAAAUUGACCACAACUUCAGCAAGGCGCAUCGAAUUGUUACCACCAGCAUCCUACCUCUCGUAGAACAAUAUGGAGAGCAUUCAAAAGCCGUCUGGGAGGCGUCCAAAUUCUGGAAGCAAUUCUUCGAAGCAUCCGCCAACGUGUCUCUUUCCGGUUACGAAGAAUUAGCCGGCGAUGGCGAAACUACUACGGCAGAAGAAACAUCUCUAGAAGACACGACAUCCAACUAUAACAACACAGCUACCGAAGACGAUACAACUGUUGAACAGUCAGCCUACGCCGACCAACAGCAGGAACAACACCACAUGCCCGAUGACUCUAUCCUCGACCAUGCCGAGAUAACUGGAAGUACACCGCGGGCGCCGUCUACCAAGUCACUACCGCACAUGAAGAAGCCACAGUUCGCCGACUUCGAAUCGCCUUACGAGAAACUACGGCGCGAACUCAAAGGCGAGAACACUAUCUUUAAGGACGAUUUACUUGCCGAUGACGACGACGACACCUUAGAACUGCCAGCCCAUACGAGGACAAGCAACCAAUCAAGACUGCCGGAUAUGUCUAUGACACCGCGUUCUUCGUCCUUGUUGGAAGAGCCAGCACCUCAGUCUACAAUCAGCAAGAACAAGGAUCCGCUACUACAUCGUAUCCUAGAUAAGAAUUACCGGCUGCAAGCUACGCCGCACAAGACCGCUGCUCUACCACCACACGCGCGCGCCGUUCGCGGUAGAUCCCCUGUCAAAGCCGGCGAGGGAGAAGAAGACAGAACUCGCAGGGCUCUAUGGGCCGAGAGUCCGAUGAGCUCGCCCGAGAUAGCAAUGCCGAAGCUGCGGAGCGACUUAUACAUGUCGCCCAUCCGGUUAGCACGAGGUCGCCCGGUUGUAAGCGAUACACCGAGGACACCCGGCAUCAGCGUACAGACGCCAGGUACGGCAAGGAAGACGAGGGAUAUAUUCGCGGAAGCCAGAGAUAAGGGGUUGAGUAAGGGUAAAGGCAAGAGGGAUCCCGAUGAGAUCAACUGGGACAGCGACGACGACGACGAUUUUGGCGGGAUGAGCCCGCCGAAGACGAUUCAGUUUGCGCUGCCCCCAAGUAAACUUAUGCAGACGCCCGCACGAGAAGCAAGCAAACGGAUCGUCGACGACAUUCUAAUCACAGCCGGCGCCGCACUAGAAGAUUCAUCUGAAUAUAGUCCUACGAUGGUCAAGAUGAACCAGGAUAUCCUAGACGAUACGUUCUAGCGAUUUAUGUAACAAAUAAUGUCCUCGGCAGCACAGCGCAUGUUAACGAGAUCAAGUCGGAUAGAGUGGCAACAAUGAUACGUUGCUAUUGUACCUGUUAUGAGUAAAUGCCUAACUAGACAAAAAACAGAAGAUACCCCCUUAUUUAUUACUUCCCGUCCCUAGC
Messenger RNA from Daldinia caldariorum, 1563 nucleotides. Its product is annotated as DASH complex subunit Ask1-domain-containing protein. Gene Ontology annotation, biological process: attachment of spindle microtubules to kinetochore. The coding region runs from base 69 to 1397 and encodes 442 amino acids. The transcript is spliced from 3 exons. Gene Ontology annotation, cellular component: mitotic spindle pole body; mitotic spindle; DASH complex. The record is from RefSeq and is a predicted model, not a curated record. Lineage: Eukaryota; Fungi; Ascomycota; Sordariomycetes; Xylariales; Hypoxylaceae.